AUGGGCACUGGACAGAGCCGCAGCAGGAUCACGGAGCAAGACAAGGCUAUCCUUGAUAUGAAAGUCCAACGGGACAAGUUAAAGCAGUACCAGAAGAGAGUCCAGGUCGUGCUCGACCGUGAAGACGCGUUGGCCCGAGGACUGCUCCUAAAAGGCGACAAAAAGCGAGCACUCCUCGCCCUGCGGCGGCGUAAAUACCAGGAGCAAAUGAUUCAAAAGACCGACUCGCAGCUCUUUACGCUCCAGCAAUUGAUGGAGACCAUCGAGUUUUCGCUUGUGCAAAAGGACGUGAUGUUUGGAUUGGAGCAAGGAAGCAAGGUGUUGACGCAGCUCAAUAAGGAGAUGCGCAUGGAGGAUGUCGAGAGAUUGGCUGAGGAUACCGCUGAGGCUAUUGCUUAUCAGAAUGAGGUUGAGGAAGCCUUGAAGGGCAGUAUGACAGUGGAAGAUGAGGAGGACGUUUUGAGGGAGCUGGAGGAGCUGGAAAGGCAGGAGGAAGAUAGAUUGAGGAAUUGGCCUCGGAGAUAG
Kickxella alabastrina is the source of this 525-nucleotide messenger RNA. RefSeq names its product Snf7 family. Gene Ontology annotation, cellular component: ESCRT III complex; multivesicular body. Bases 1 to 525 code for a protein of 174 amino acids. Lineage: Eukaryota; Fungi; Kickxellomycota; Kickxellomycetes; Kickxellales; Kickxellaceae. The transcript is spliced from 3 exons. The record is from RefSeq and is a predicted model, not a curated record. Gene Ontology annotation, biological process: late endosome to vacuole transport via multivesicular body sorting pathway; vesicle budding from membrane.